AUGUUCGACAUUGCCAAAGCAGCCUCAGACCGCGCCGAAAACGCCUCGCAGGGCCCAGUUUACCCGGACUCAUCUUUCUGGAAUACACCCAGAAGGUGGACGUUUGGCAAAACUCAAGAUGAGGGCACAAGUUCGAGGUGGACAUUCGAUGAGUCCAAGGAUCCACAUUCUGAGCAUCACACAUACAGCUCACGGCUGCCAACAUCUGCUACAGCGUCUGACAUUGUAAAACACAGCCUCGUUCUGCUUGGGUUCUCCCUACCGGUCGUGGUAUUCGGGCUGGUCCUCAGUAUACCCCAGAGGCGCAACGUCAGGACCGAUUACUGGGCCAAUGCUUUCAGUCACUGCAACUACGAUGGCGACUUUACGCUCCACGACAGACCAACUUUGAGCUUGUGGAACAUGUCAGGUCUCCUCAUCAUAAACGUCGCUUGGGGUACCAUGUCCUUUUCAGCCGCCAAAUGCAUCGAUGUCGUUUGGGAUAUCAUGAUCGGACGAGCAGGCCAAGCUAUUCUUGCAUGGGCUACCUUCAAAGUCUCAUCACAGUAUCUGGACCAUGCCAUGAGAGAAGCACCGGUCUCCUACGACACAUUCGAAGCUUUAGCUUUCGUCCCGCCCAGCUUGGUCAACACGGCGAAACUAGCUGGAGAUCUUUUGCUCUGUCGUGGCUGGCGGUCCAGGUUGGGUAUACUGUGGAUUCUCUGCAGCUCCCUGUUUGUUAUCAGCUUUUCGUCACUCGCCUCUGCAAUGUCAGGAUACAACACCAACAGUGAAGCGGUCGUGGCUGGUAGUGGUGGCCGUGUGAUAAACUAUGCAGAUUACCAAGUGGUUCAAUUCGCUAUCCAUGAUGCGUGGCGGAUUGGUGAGCCUGCGCCAGUAUUCAUCACCGUUGGCGAUGCAUGCGUCCGACAAGGCUUUAGUGACGCCGACGACGACGAUACUGGUAGCAAUCAGGCUACCACUACUUACAGUCGACGCGGCCAAGACAGCCAAUCCGGAACCGACGAGGAUCCAUUCGAAUACGUUCCUUCCAACUGUUCCAUGUUCUGGCGCACAGUUCAGUAUAUUGGCCUGUACGGCGCUGACGGAACUUUGAAUUCGUCCAGUACGUUCAUUUCGAAUGGAACGAAAUACAAUCUAAAUUCGCCAACAUUGAACAUCACUACCUCAUAUACGGCUGCUUCUCUCGAGAAACUUACGAACUACCUACACAAUUUUCGUUCCACGUCCCCAGGAAGUCUGAAGUCUGUCGGCGAGCUGUCCAGGUCCACACUUUGGAUCUUUGAAAACGAAACUUAUUCUUAUGAUUACAUUCUCGGCCAUGGCACUUGUCAGUACAAACAUUCACACAAUUGGGGUGUUUCCUUCUUGUUACUAUUCCUCACCACUUUACUCUUGGUGGUAUGGGCUCUCGGGACGUAUGGAAUGUGGCUGUACGUUCAAAGGCACCCCCGAGGUGAUAACAUCAGAUCAGUGGACGCGUGGCGCAAUUCAGAGGGCAGGGGAAUAUACCGCUCCAGCUGGGACUUGGUUGAAGCCAUAAAAAAGGAUCUGGGUUCUGAAGCCAUCACGCCAGACAUGAGCGAGAAAGACAUUCGACAUCUGUUGAGGAGGCGGAAAGGCUCCUUAACCAGCCAAUUUCAGGGCAUUGGUGGAACAGACACGCUCUGUCAACAAUCGGCGGCAGUACAAGAUUUUGGCAUGGCAGUACGGCUUCGCACGCGAUGGAAGAGGUUCAACCAGUGGAUGGAUACGUUAUUUAACAAGGAUGACCCGGCAGUGUCUUUGGCAUCACACCAGCCUGUCCUCGAGCGAGCUGACUGGCCAUCGGGGACCAUAUCGACCAUGGCGUCGUCGAGACCCUCAUCGAUGCUCGAUUUCAGCAACCAAAUCCCAGAGACAGGAUGA
This is a messenger RNA of Exophiala oligosperma, 1908 nucleotides long. RefSeq lists its product as uncharacterized. Bases 1 to 1908 code for a protein of 635 amino acids. The record is from RefSeq and is a predicted model, not a curated record. The transcript has 2 exons. NCBI's taxonomy places the organism in Eukaryota, Fungi, Ascomycota, Eurotiomycetes, Chaetothyriales, Herpotrichiellaceae.